Molecule: messenger RNA, 1197 nt
Organism: Closterium sp. NIES-65
Lineage: Eukaryota; Viridiplantae; Streptophyta; Zygnematophyceae; Desmidiales; Closteriaceae
Source: the annotation of a GenBank genome assembly
AUGUCGGCUCCUGCCACUCCGGCCGCCCAGAGGAGGAGGCUUAGCUUCUUGUUCGACAUUGGGCGGCCGGUUUUGUCCCCUGUGAUAGAGCCGGAUCGGCCGGAGGAGAUCACGACUAGCUCAGGGUUGGUGCUGGGGGGCGGCCAAGGGGGAGAGGAAGCGCCAGGCGAAGGGAAAGGGGCUACUUUUGAGGCGCCUCAAAAGCUGGGGGGGGGAGGCCAAGGGGAAGAGGAAGCGCCAGGCGAAGGGGAAGGGGCAGACGGAGAGGAAGUGGCGGGAGGGGCGGAAACUACAGGGGGAAGGGAAGGGGCAGGGGGAGGGGAAGAGGCAGGGGAAGGGGAAGUGGCAGAGGGGAGGGAAGGGGCAGGGGGGGGGGAAGUAGCUGAGGGAGGGGAAGGGGGGAAGCAUGGGGGAGAAGGAGGGCUUGGCGCUUUUUCUGGUGCUGUCGCUGAAGCUAAGACGGGAUAUGGAAUUGAAGGGCUUAGCGUUGCUUCCGGUGAUGUUGCCGAAGGUGAAACUGAAUAUAGAGAGGAAGGGCUAAGCGCUGCUUCUGGUGUUGGUGCUGAAUCUAAGACUGGGGGGCUGUUUCUGCUGGCGAUUGGGCUUACCAUUGGCAACUUUGUCCUCUCUGCCCUCUCUGCCCUCUCUGCCCUCUCUGCCCUCUCUACCCUCCCUCCCCUCCCUGCCGCUCCCUGCCCCUCCCUGCCCCUCCCUGCCCCUCCCUGCCCCUCCCUGUCCCCCCUGCCCCUCCCUGUCCCCUCCCUGCCCUCCAUGCCCCUCCGUGCCCCUCCAUGCCCCUCCGUGCCCCUCCGUGCCCCUCCGUGCCCCUCCGUGCCCCUCCGUGCCCCUCCGUGCCCCUCCGUGCCCCUCCGUGCCCCUCCGUGCCCCUCUCUGCCUUCACCUCCCCAGGUGGAAGCAGGCGACACCAUGUGUGGAAUCGUUGACCGCUACUGCGUGGAAGAAGGCGACACCAUGUGUGGCAUAGCUGAUCGCUACUGCGUGCGAGUGGAUGCAAUGAAAGAGGCGAACCAGGAGGGGCUAGUGGAAGAUCCAGAUGUGAGACCUGGUGACACUGUGUGUGCCAUUGCUGACAAGUACUGCCUUCACCCCGACACGGUGAUUGACGCAAACGAGGGCAGGAUGGCCAAGGACCCUGAUAUGAUUUUCCCCGGCGAUUUGAUCUUCAUUCCCAAAUGA